AACUAAUACAGAGCCUUGUUUUGGAGUAAAGGAAAAUCCUUUUUUUGACACGUGUUUUUCAUAGUGGUCUGAUUCACUAAUACAAACAAUUUUGCCAAUCACUCAAAAUCUCUCCACCUUCAUUAAGAUAUCACCAUGAUUUCCUGAUUUCUCUUCCUUAACCUCCUCCGUUUGUAAGUUCAUUGCAUUAAUUCACCAUAUGUUUAUAUAGUGCAUAUAUAUACACACACAAAACCAUAUACCCUUUGAGCAACAAACGCCCAGAGAGAGAGAGAGAGAGACUUAAAGAGGGGAGAGCUUGCUAGAAGAGAAGAAAUGGGGGACAAAUCUUGGUUCAGACAGGCGACGACGACAAUGAUGAAGAUGGCUCCUUCGAAAUCGGCGUUGAUACGUUUCAACCUCGCCUUGUUCGCUCUCUCUUUCCUUUUAUACACAGCGCUUCUCCUUCGGCCUUCUUCUUCGGUUUACUUCGAGAAUGCGGCUUCCCUCGUUGGCUGCUCCUUCCGCGAAUGCCAUCCCAAGGUUGAACGAGGAGUGAAGAUGCAAGAACUCAUGGAAGAUAGCCAGAUAAACAGCGGAGAUUUACAAACGUCGAACAAAACCACCGAUUUGACGAAAGUGGAGGUGCCAAGCUUCAUGAAAGGAAUUCUAAAAAAGGUGUUUGGAAGGCCGAGGAUCGGGAUGGUGAACAUGGAUGAUGCCAACACAAGCGAAUGGAAACACUACGGAGAAACGAUACCAAUACGCUUUGAUCGCGUCUCGGACCUCUUCAAAUGGCAAGACCUUUUCCCUGAAUGGAUAGACGAAGAGGAAGAAACCGAUGUGCCCACUUGCCCCGAGAUCCCUAUGCCCGAUAUCACGUCCUUAGACAAAAUGGACGUCAUAGUAGCGAAGCUCCCAUGUAAUUAUCCCGAAGAAGGGUGGAGAAGGGAGGUGGGUAGGUUGCAAAUGCACCUCGCGGCGGCUAACUUGGCCGCCAAGAAAGCGAAGAGGGAUUGGAGAUGGAGGACGACGGUGGUGUUUUGGAGCAAAUGCAGACCGAUGAUCGAGAUUUUCCGGUGCGAUGAUUUGGUAAGAAGAGAAGGAGAUUGGUGGUGGUAUAGACCGGAGGUUGUAAGGUUGCAACAAAAGCUUGAUUUGCCGGUUGGCUCUUGCAAUCUCGCUUUGCCCUUGUGGGGACGUCAAGGGACCGACGAAGUAUACGACGUAUCGAAAAUGGAAGCGAUGACGAAGACACCGAGACGCGAAGCCUAUGCGACGGUGUUACAUUCCUCGGAGGCUUACGUAUGCGGCGCCAUCACACUCGCACAGAGCCUCUUUCAGACAAAAACUAAACGAGAUCUUGUCCUCCUCCACGACAACUCAAUCUCACGGUCGAAACUCGACGCCCUCGCGGCCGCCGGGUGGCAGCUCCGACUCAUCAGCCGUAUACGAAACCCCAGAGCCGAAAAAGACUCUUACAACGAGUAUAACUACAGCAAGUUUCGGCUUUGGCAGCUCACGGAGUAUGAUAAGGUCGUGUUUAUCGACGCCGACAUAAUUGUUCUGCGUAGUUUGGAUAUUCUCUUCUACUUUCCCCAGAUGUCGGCGACCGGAAACGAUGUUUGGAUCUUCAACUCUGGUGUGAUGGUGAUCGAACCCUCGAAUUGUACGUUCCGUACGCUCAUGAGCCAACGUAACGAUAUUGUUUCGUACAACGGUGGAGACCAAGGCUAUCUCAACGAGAUCUUCGUAUGGUGGCACCGUUUGCCUCGACGCGUAAACUUCCUGAAGAACUUUUGGUCCAACACGACACUCGAAACCAACCUGAAGAACCAUCUCUUCUCGUUGGAUCCACCGAAACUGUACUCAAUCCACUACCUGGGUUGGAAGCCAUGGCUAUGCUACAGAGACUACGACUGCAACUUCGACGUCGAGGAGCAGCUCGUUUACGCGAGUGACGCAGCUCACGAGCGCUGGUGGAGGGUUCACGACUCGAUGGGAGAAGGGUUACAAAGGUUCUGUAGGCUGACCAAGCGGCGGCGAACGGAGCUGAAUUGGGAGAGGAGGAAAGCGAGGCUUAGAGGGUCGAGUGAUCGCCAUUGGAGGAUCAAUGUUACCGAUCCUAGACGUCGAAAAUCUUAUUUGAUAGAUUAGGGUUUUGCAUAUGUAUAUAUAUGCAUAUAUAUACGUACUACUAUUCCGUACGUUCUUCUCCUCUUAUGUAUUACUUUCUUUGAUUGAUGUAUUUCAUUUUUUGGGUUAAUUUUAAUUUGUGGUUUGGCUUUAGCGUUUCAAGGGAAUUCGGAUAUUUUCGUUUCAGUUA
Messenger RNA from Tarenaya hassleriana, 2305 nucleotides. Its product is annotated as UDP-glucuronate:xylan alpha-glucuronosyltransferase 2. Gene Ontology annotation, molecular function: glycosyltransferase activity. Gene Ontology annotation, biological process: xylan biosynthetic process. The transcript is spliced from 4 exons. The record is from RefSeq and is a predicted model, not a curated record. The coding region runs from base 316 to 2136 and encodes 606 amino acids. Lineage: Eukaryota; Viridiplantae; Streptophyta; Magnoliopsida; Brassicales; Cleomaceae.